AAUGUUCUAAAGUCAGGAGAGUUCUUGUUUCGCUGGUAUUCUGAGGUGCUGCUGUAAAAGAUGAGGCUGAAGGAGAGCCGAGCAAGAUCCUUCCAGGCUCCCGUCACCAUCCACAACCACGCGGGCAGCCAGGUGUUCGUGUUCCACAGCGGCCCCCUGGAGCCGGAGGAGUCGUCCGAGGAGGAGGCGACGGUGACCACGGAGCUGCGGGCGCGGGGCAGGGAGCAGCCGCGGAGCAGCGCGGCGCGCGGCGCCCUCGGCGACGUGGUGCUGCUCCAGCGGGAGGUCACGCACGACGACAGCCUCAACAAGCUGGCCCUGCAGUACGGCUGCAAGGUUGCAGAUAUCAAACGUGUCAACAACUUCAUCCGGGAGCAGGAUUUAUACGCGCUGAAGUCCAUCAAGAUCCCUGUGAAGAACCACGGGCUGUUGACAGAGAAGGACCAGGAGCUGCAGCCCAUUGGGCCCGUGUGCCCCGGGGCCACCCCAACGCUCGUGGACAUCCCCGAGGCCGGCGCUGAGAGCACAGAGCUGCAGGACUAUUUCAGAGGCAUCGACAGGAGCAUCGAGGAGGCCGCGCAGGCCGAGGCCCAGCUCARUGCCGAGUUCGGCCUCGAAGCGCCGCGGAGGCCGCCGGGCUCGGGGACGCCGGGCAGCGGCAGCGGCGCCGACUGCGGCAUCCAGUGGUGGAACGCCGUUUUUGUGAUGCUCCUCAUAGGAGUUGUCCUGCCCGUGUUUUAUAUCACCUAUUUUAAAACACAGGGGACUGGGGCGAUGGCCCRUAACUCCAGCACAACACUGACCUCAAACAUUUCAGCAGAUGGAUUAGAAGGGAAAGUGCCUCAAAACUUAGUUACAGAGGAGAUCCCAAAAGGGAGGAUCAAGCCAAGCAGAGCCUCCCCUGCCAGCACUGAAGUCCACAAACCAGCGACUCUGACUGUGGUGCGGCCAGGGGGAUAACGAUACCGGAAAUUUGACUUUCCUUAUUUUUUUCCCUUUUUUUUAAGUAGAUGAUGUAAUCCUGAACUC
Messenger RNA from Nothoprocta perdicaria, 1029 nucleotides. RefSeq names its product LysM domain containing 4 (gene LYSMD4). The transcript has 3 exons. Lineage: Eukaryota; Metazoa; Chordata; Aves; Tinamiformes; Tinamidae. The record is from RefSeq and is a predicted model, not a curated record. Bases 61 to 960 code for a protein of 299 amino acids.